Molecule: messenger RNA, 1572 nt
Organism: Indicator indicator
Lineage: Eukaryota; Metazoa; Chordata; Aves; Piciformes; Indicatoridae
Gene: PGBD5
Product: piggyBac transposable element derived 5
Exons: 8
Coding region: 1-1572 (523 amino acids)
Biological process (GO): non-replicative DNA transposition
Cellular component (GO): nucleus
Molecular function (GO): transposase activity
Source: RefSeq, a predicted model, not a curated record
AUGGCGGAGGGCGACGGCGGGCCGGCGCGGAGGAAGGCGCUGUCGCUGCUGGAGGCAGCCCGCUCCCGGUACGAGAGCUUGCAGAUCUCCGACGACGUCUUCGGGGAGUCGGGCCAGGACAGCAGCGGCAACCCCUUCUACAGCACCUCGGCUGACUCCCGCUCCGCCGCCUCCUCUCAGGACGAGGAGGACGACGAGGAGGACGACGGGCGCCCGGAGGGGCCAGGGCCGCGGGGCCGGGAGGAGGAGGAGGAAGAGGAAGGGGAGAUGGGGGGCUGGACCCGGUCGCUGCGAGACGUCCCACCCCCUCACUUCAAGGAUGGCAGCGGUCCAACACGAAAAAUGCCCCUGACUGCAAGUGCCAUGGACUUUUUUCAGCUCUUUGUCCCUGACAAUGUACUAAAGAAUAUGGUGGUCCAAACCAACAUGUAUGCCAAGAAGUACCAGGAGAGGUUUGGCAGUGACGAGGCCUGGAUCGACGUCACUUUGUCGGAGAUGAAGGCAUUCUUAGGCUACAUGAUAUCAACCAGCAUCCACCACUGUGAGUCUGUUCUCAGCAUCUGGAGCAGUGGCUUCUAUAGCAACAAGAGCAUUGCACUUAUCAUGACACAAUCACGGUUUGAGAAGAUCCUGAAGUACUUCCAUGUUGUGGCCUUCCGCUCGAGCCAGACAACACACAGCCUCUACAAAAUCCAGCCUUUUCUGGACUCUCUGCAGAAUGGCUUUGACUCUGCUUUUAGACCUUCACAAGCCCAGGUACUACAUGAGCCCCUGAUUGAUGAGGAUCCUGUUUUCAUUGCCACAUGCACAGAGAGGGAGCUGCGCAAGAGGAAAAAGAGGAAAUUCAGUCUCUGGGUUCGGCAAUGCUCAUCCACUGGUUUCAUCUGCCAGAUUUAUGUCCAUCUCAAAGAAGGGAGUGGUGCUGAUGGGCUGGAUGCUUUGAAGAACAAACCACAGCUUCACAGUAUGGUGGCCAAAAGCCUUUGUCAGAAUGCCUCUGGGAAGAACUACAUCAUCUUCACUGGCCCAAGCAUUACCAGCCUGAAUCUCUUUGAAGAAUUUGAGAAGCAAGGUAUUUACUGCUGUGGGUUGCUGAGCACCAGGAAGAGUGACUGCACAGGCCUACCUCCAUCCAUGCUGAACAACCCUGAAACUCCCCAGUCCAGAGGACAGUACAGAAUAAGAAUGAAAGGAAACAUGUCCUUGAUCUGCUGGUACAAUAAAGGGCACUUCCGUUUUCUGACAAACGCCUAUUCACCAGUUCAGCAAGGAGUCAUAAUUAAGAGAAAAAGUGGAGAAAUCCCAUGCCCACUGGCAGUUGAAGCCUUUGCUGCUCACCUUAGCUAUAUCUGCAAAUAUGACGACAAGUACAGCAAGUAUUUCAUUUCUCACAAACCAAACAAGACCUGGCAGCAAGUAUUCUGGUUUGCCAUCAGCAUUGCUAUAAACAAUGCCUACAUCCUCUACAAAAUGUCAGAGGCUUACCACGUGACGAGGUACAGCCGCGCACAGUUUGGUGAAAGACUCGUAAAGGAGCUUCUGGGCUUGGAGGACACCUCACCCUCCCAUUGA